CGCAGCAUGCAGCACCAAACCAGUGCUGCAUUAAAACCAUCAGAUUCGAGAUUCUCAGAGAAGUUAAGCAAUUCAUUAUUAAUGUAAUUUCUAACCAUUCGUAAGUAAGCUAUGUACGUAUAAUAUCUUAAAACAAUUGAGUCUCUUGCAGGAUUUUGAUCUAUCAGUGUUAGUUGCGCUAGUCUAACUAGAUUUAUUGUGGCAUUCCGUAAUGAGGCAUUACGACAUGGCCGAAGCAGACGCCGCAAUGCAGACACCAGCUGUUGAUUCCAAGAUAAAAGUUCCAUCUGAGCAGCCAUUACCAGAACAUGGAAGGAGCGUACAAAGCUCAUCGGUAGCCCAACUAUCAAAUCAGGAAUUUCAAAGAAUAGGUAUGGAUGCUAUGGCCAACGAUCCAUCAGGUAGCCAACAUAUCUCAACAGGUACGCUUGGUACCGCUCAACAAUCUUCUGAUGAAGUUCGACGAGAAUAUUGUCAUCUACCCAUUGGAGAUCAAUUGGGUAGUUCUGAAUUGACUAACGUAUCAGGUCCAUCACCCAUGGUAGAGCGACUCGAUUAUGAGAUGGAGGCAUCAACUGAUACCGAUACAAUGUCUGUUGAACAACUAACUAUUUCCGACGAUGGAUAUGCGAUAUCGGCGGUUCAGUCAAAAAGUUUCGAUGGCGAUUAUAAAAUACCUGAACAGUCAAGCAGUUUCGCUUGUGAAUGUACAAACAACUUCAUAGCAUUCAGGGCACAAUUAGAUAAAUUUAUCCGUGAAUCGUCAGACAAAGACGAGGCUUCGGUCACGGCCGGACAAUCUAGCAGCUCUGAAUAUCGAAACGCGGUUGGGUGUGAAGGAGAACUUGCUUGCUGCCACGCGUCGGUCUGUAACUGCUGGUGCACUUGCGAGAGCUACGAAGAGAUGAAAGCCUUUGAUGAAACUGAAGAGUCUAUGCCGGUGUGUGUGCACUGUGAAGAAUGUGGCGACGAUGAGUGUAUGUCCCCGGAGAUCAUGUGUACGUGUGACGACAGUGUGGUGGUCGUCAGGCCUUUGUACUCGGUACACUGCUGUACCUGUGGAGUACAACUAGCUCCAGACGAUGAACCACCAUCAGCUGAAUCUCUUGAUGACCAACGCAACAAUAACAUCGUGGAAGCCAUUUCUGAUGAUGAAGCUGGUGGAAGAGUACAGUCGGUGCCUCCUCCUCCUCCUCCUCUGCCUCCCACUCUUUUCUCGGGCUCUAGCUUGACACGUAUGUUAGCGCCUACCCCAGCGGGUAGUGCGCCCUUGUUGCGGCUGCGGGCGAUUACCUGCGAUGAUGGGUCUUCGCAUGACACGCGGCUACACGAGGCCGCUCGUGCAGGGCAGACAGAGUCACUGAGGAAUCUCCUGAAGGAUGAAAAUCUCAGGGCGAAAUGCAUUAUUGCCAGAACAAGACCGCUCAUGGCCACGCCGCUGAGGGAGGCCGUUGUUGGUGGCAACACCGCUUGCGUGAAGGUGCUGCUGGAGGCGGGCGCUGACGUGGACGCAGUGGACGUCAAGGGACAGACGCCCCUCUUCGUGGCAGCGUCCCUCAGCCAUCACCACAUCUUGAAGCUGCUGCUGGAGGCGGGCGCUGACCCAGACGGCAGUCGCUGCAACAGCUGCACGCCGCUGCUACUCGCCGUCAGGGAAGGCUGUCUGCCGGCUGUUCAGUCGCUGAUGGCUGCGGGGGCCGAUUCUCAGCUGGUGUUCCCGCACACGACCUGCACGCCAGGAUGGCCGCUGCAGCACAGCGUAGUAUACCGCCACCUAGCCUGCUUCCUCGCGCUGCUCAAGGGCGGCGCUAAACCGACCUUGACAGGCGUCUGGGGCGACCGUGAGACUAUCGACGCUAGCGUCCUCAAGAGGCUGUCCAUCAUACGGACAGCACUACGCCAUGCCAGCGACAUGCCCGAGUUCGUGUGGGUGUACCGGGAGUUCGGAGGGACCUUGGACCGCACAGAGGACCUGCCUGAGGACCUCCAAAGAUCGUUAUCCCCAGCGAGGCUCGCACUUCAGGAGGCUCAAGAAUCACCUCUCCGUCUGACAUCAUUGUGCCGUCUGAGUCUGACCCGAUGUUUUGGCGCCGCCCUCCUCCCAGAGGUGGCCGCACAGGCCGGACUGCCAGCAAACCUGCGGGCCUUUUUGGCCUUCCAGGACCUAGACGUGGUCGUGGCAAGGGCCGCCAGCGCAUCAUUUCUCUUGAACUAGAAUGAAUACGAGCUAGUUGAUUAUUGACAAAGAGAACAUAUGUCUGAGUAAAAAAAUGUUUUAGUGUACACAAGAAAACCCAGAAAAACCUCUUAAAUAGCUUAUGAGUGUUGAGGAAAUUUUCCUGAAUUAAUAAGUGGCAUUAAUAAAUAUUAUACAAGUUUAUAUUAUACAAGGCUACAAUUAAGUUGUAUAUGAGUGUUGUAUUUACGAAGAGUUAUGUAUGUAAUUUAAGCGGAUUUCUGCACCUCGCGUAAUAAAACGCGUUGGAUAUUGUUAAAUCAAUACUUUGUUAUGUUAUCUACUUAAUUCUUCUAAGUUUGAUGUUAACAUUGUACGAUGUGUGUUGAAUUCAGUUGGAAAUCCAGUGUUCCGUCGACGUUUCAUGGGCAAGGAGGGAGAGGGUAAGCGUUGAUGGUGUAGUUUUUAAUUAACCGGGCAUGAUUCCGUGGGCAUUACCUAUUAGAAAUAAUCGCUACCGAUAAUUUUUUUAACCACAACCGUAUAUAGAAAAUGCGAAUGGUAAGAUGUGGAUGGUAUCAUCAAUACUACCUGUAAUACAUUAGUAAUGCUGCUUGUACUGUCGUUCUGAAGUUGACAGUUGGACCGUGUACUUGCUUGUAUACUGUCGUGCUGAAGUUGACAGUCUUACCGUGUUGUUGGUAGUCGUACUGUGCUCUUGAGUAUUCAAGAAGACUUAUACGAACGUGUAAACAUUCUGUAAUAGCGUAUACUAAGGCAAUGUCCAUCGAUUAUUUUAUUUGUGGCUGAAUACUUUUUAUACAUCUAGCUCGAGUCGAAUAUGCUCGUUCUGUUGACAUUUGAUGGUUUCAACACAGGGUGACGGCCUGGCUGUUCCUCAGUUGACAAAGGACCUACUCGCUACUCCUUCAAAUGUUGUGAUCGCAAACUCGCAUCAGCAGACCGAAAUCUCUCUUUGUUUUGUGACCUUAAGAUAUAAGAGAAUAAACUAAAAGAUAUAAAAAAUAUAUAUUUA
Hyalella azteca is the source of this 3212-nucleotide messenger RNA. RefSeq lists its product as uncharacterized. The coding region runs from base 212 to 2215 and encodes 667 amino acids. The record is from RefSeq and is a predicted model, not a curated record. Gene Ontology annotation, cellular component: nucleus; cytoplasm. The transcript is spliced from 6 exons. Gene Ontology annotation, molecular function: protein binding. Lineage: Eukaryota; Metazoa; Arthropoda; Malacostraca; Amphipoda; Hyalellidae.